This is a messenger RNA of Cuscuta epithymum, 2151 nucleotides long. The record is from the annotation of a GenBank genome assembly. NCBI's taxonomy places the organism in Eukaryota, Viridiplantae, Streptophyta, Magnoliopsida, Solanales, Convolvulaceae.
GAACUAUUCCGCGAGAGGGAGUGAUAUUUUUGUGGGAAUCCCAACACCUUACAUACUCCGUACAUCCGAUAGAUUUUGGUCAAAUUUGGCACGCCACUUGUAAGUUGUAAUUAAUCAAAGCUUCUGGGAGACGCUUCCCUGCACCAACACAGAACCAAAUUGCUGACCAAAAUAGAAGUGUUGACCUCAUCCUAUCCUAUAAAUUGCCUGCCUGCAUUCUCACUACUAUCUGGAUUCAUCUCAAUUUUCAUUUCUCUCUUCUUCUGAAAACACAGAACACACUCGUAUCACCACCUAUCGCCAAGUUAAGGAUGAAGAAAGUUGUGUUGAAAUUGGAGUUCGCUGAUGAGAAAAUGAAACAAAAAGCCAUGAAAACUGUCUCCGGAAUCUCAGGUAAUCCCAUGUGUUGCAAAAAAAGAUUCCCUCUUUUUAAAUUGUAAGUUUGGGCCAAAAUAGUAAGGGAAAAGUUGAUAUUUUCUUCAAGAAAACCAAAUUUGUGAUCUAAUUUGGAGUUUGCAAUUUUGAAGAGAUUUAAAUGUAAAUUUUAAUUAUUAAAAAUUGAAUUAAUUAUUUAUAGAGAGGAUUGACUUUUAUUAUUGGUUUACUUUCAAAAUAAUUUGGGAAAGAGAAGUACUACGGGUAUAAGUUUUGCCCCCCCAAUAUAUUUUCUUUAGGACAAUCUUCAAAUGCUUUGCAUCUCUAUCUCGGCCGCUGACCCCAAAUGAUGUCUUAAUUAUUGAUAUUGUUGAAUGAAGCUAUUAAACACACCAUUUAAAAAUUGCCAGGCUUGGUUCCUGAGUUUCUAAACUCAUGAUGCUAAAAAAAUAGUUAAUGGAGUGAUCAUGAGCAAAGUGUUAUUCUGCUUUGUUAUAGUGAUUAGAUUAGCUGCAAUUCUAAUUUCUUCUGAUUCGAUCCGCAAUGGAUCACACUCAUAAUGUGAAUUAGUUAUAAACAUACUCCGUUGGAAUCCAGAAUGUUAAGUCAGAUCAUUUUGGUCAGAAAUUCAAAUACUUUCGUUGAAUUUAUGGUACUAGUUUGUUGCAUUCAUAGUUAGGUACCACAAUGCAUAAGCACGUCCAGUUAUGACUCCGCAUAUCAUUCAUGCUACUAGUGUGUUUUAAAAGCUUGUGGGCUGAUAAUAUUUUAUCUGAAAAAUGAAGGGCUUGAAUCUAUAGCAAUGGAUCGACAAGACAAAAAAUUGACAUUAAUUGGGGACAUAGAUCCGGUGAAGGUGGUGGCAAUGUUGAGGAAGUUUUGUCGCACAGAAAUUUUUUCAGUGGGUCCAGCGAAAGAGGAGGAGAAGAAGAAGACAGAAGAGCCAAAAAAGGUAGAGGAGAAGAAGAAAGAAGGGGAUCAGAAGAAGCAAGAUGGUGGUAAACAGCAAGUUGUACAGUUACCACCAAUCAGGGGCGGAUCUGCCAGGGGGGCCAGGGGGGCACUUGCCCCUGCUUCGGCCGUGCGAGUUAGGUAUAGGGUUGGGUCUUGGAGGUCCGCCGGCGGGUGGAUAGUUUCCGGCGUUCAAGGGCUGCAGACUUGCAGACUGGGCAGUCAACAGGAACGAAGGGGAAGGCUGUGUUUUUUACUUAAAAGGAAACGAUGUCGUUUCUUUAAUGGGCAACUAAAAAAAUUACUCCGUACAACUCAUGGCCAGUUGGGCCAAUUGCCAAGGCCGAACAACCGAAAGCCCCAAUUCCCCAAACCGCUAGGACCAGGCUACCAGCAGAAACGGAUCCCAAAUGAAUCAUUGUGUAUUAUUCAAUUAUAUUAUACGAGUAUUAUAUUGAGAUUGUUGUACAUGUAAAUCUGUAGUGAAUCAACUAAUUACGUAUUAUUGAUAUUAAAUUAUGAUUUUAUAAUAGUUUGAACUUUGAUUUAAAUAUUUUAGUUUUUGAUAAUUAUUAUUAGGGAAUGUCAAUUGGGAAUUUAUUUCCCGGACUAAAGCACCGAUAAGUGCGAGUGCUAGUUUUUCAAAUGUUUUUGUUCGAGCUACACCUAUAGAUACGAAUGUGUAGUCUCUUACAUAGAAAAAGAUGUGUUUAGACGCGUCGAUAAUGAGGUUAUUAUCCAACAUACGAGCAUAAUGACGUUUACAUGAAAAAAUUGGAUUUAGCAUCAUUACAUUAGCGCUUUUGAUUAAAUUUCUUAUAUUUG